Messenger RNA from Vigna unguiculata (cowpea), 1626 nucleotides. RefSeq lists its product as uncharacterized. The record is from RefSeq and is a predicted model, not a curated record. Gene Ontology annotation, molecular function: tRNA dihydrouridine synthase activity. Lineage: Eukaryota; Viridiplantae; Streptophyta; Magnoliopsida; Fabales; Fabaceae. Gene Ontology annotation, biological process: tRNA dihydrouridine synthesis.
UUGUUUGGUAAUUUUAUAUGCUAAGUCUUCUUGUUCUUCAUGGUCAUGUAGCCAAACCAAGUAAGCUGGAACCAUUUCCACUGUUUGUCUGGAAUCUGGAUAAGCCGCGCACUGACCAACCUCACCAACCGAAUCCAUUCCAGAAUCCGGCGCCGGUCAUUGUUUGCUGAAGAGGGAUGAGAUGACGAAGCUUGCAGGAUAUUCCCUGGCCGUUUCAUUUGCUCCCACAGGUUCCAAUAUCCUUAAAAACAAUGGCAGAUUCCCAGUAGUUAUAUCUCGUAGGAAUAAGUUCAGCUAUGGGUUAUUUUCUACUCGUGCUCUGAAAGCACAAUUACAUGAUAAGCCUGGAGUGGGUUCCAGAUAUUAUCUUCCUCCUUGGUUUAGUGUUGCUCCAAUGAUGGAAUGGACGGACAAUCACUAUAGGACUCUAGCACGCCUCAUAUCAAAACAUGCUUGGCUAUACACGGAGAUGGUUGCAGCUGAAACAAUUGUUCAUCAAAAGGACAAUCUGGACAGAUUCUUGGCAUAUUCUCCAGACCAACAUCCCAUUGUGCUUCAAAUUGGAGGGAGCAAUAUAGAAAAAUUGGCUAAAGCAACUGAGCUUGCUAAUGCUUAUUGCUAUGACGAGAUCAACUUAAACUGUGGAUGCCCUAGUCCAAAAGUUGCUGGGCAUGGGUGUUUUGGUGUGAGUCUUAUGCUUAACCCCAAGUUUGUUGCUGAGGCCAUGUCAGCAAUUGCUGCCAGCACGAAUGUACCUGUCAGUGUCAAAUGUCGAAUUGGCGUGGAUGAUCAUGAUUCUUAUAAUGAGCUUUGUGAUUUCAUAUACCAGGUUUCUUCUUUAUCACCCACUAAACAUUUUAUAAUUCACUCAAGGAAGGCACUGCUCAACGGUAUUAGCCCUGCUGAGAAUAGAAGCAUUCCUCCGCUAAAAUAUGAAUACUUCUAUGGCCUCCUACGUGACUUUCCUGAUCUAACAUUUACAAUCAAUGGCGGCAUUACUAGUGUUGACGAGGUCCGUGCGUCUCGAGAAGCUGGGGCUCAUGGUGUUAUGGUCGGACGUGCAGCGUACAACAAUCCUUGGCAUAUUUUGGGGCACGUAGAUUCUGCAAUUUAUGGUACACCAAGUCCUGAUGUUACACGUCGUCAGGUCCUUGAAAAAUAUCUAGCCUAUGGGGAGUCGGUGAUGGGAAAAUAUGGACGUAGGCCAACUAUGCGAGAUAUUAUGAAGCCUUUACUCAAUCUUUUCCAUUCAGAACCUGGGAAUGGACUAUGGAAGCGCAAAGCUGAUGCCGCUUUCAAAAAUUGCACGACUGUCGAAUCAUUUUUUGAAGAAACCCUUGUGGCAAUUCCCGACUCGGUAUUGGAUUCGCCUGUUGCCAAACUACCACCUGGCCGUAGAGAUCUUUUUGCCAACAUACACAGUUUAUUGCCUCCGCCAUACAGAACAAGAGAAGAAGAGGCAGUGGUCAUUUGCGCUUAAGUUCAUGUGUACUCUGCAAAACCAAGUUGAGCUCAUUGCCUUUUUUAGUUUUAUUUAUUUAUUUCUUUUUUUGAAAUCAAGUGAUGGGUCUCGUGUAACAGUAUUAUUAAAUUAACAUGAAUGCAUAAUUAUCUUUUUGUAAGCAA